Scophthalmus maximus (turbot) is the source of this 1145-nucleotide messenger RNA. Its product is annotated as membrane-spanning 4-domains subfamily A member 4A-like. The record is from RefSeq and is a predicted model, not a curated record. Lineage: Eukaryota; Metazoa; Chordata; Actinopteri; Pleuronectiformes; Scophthalmidae. Gene Ontology annotation, cellular component: membrane. The transcript has 7 exons. Bases 77 to 802 code for a protein of 241 amino acids.
CUCUUUAUGAUUCUCAGAUCAGUUAUUGAAUCCUAAUCUCAUAUGUGACCGAGCAGAGAGUCACUCUCGUUGAAACAUGUCUUCGUCCGUGUCGACCACGGUGGACGGCGUGGUGGUGGUCACCCAUGUGCACCCAGCACCUCAGGGUGCAGGACCCCAACACGGUACGACCCUCCAGAGGUUCAGCAGGAGUCAGCCGCUGGUGCUCGGGACUGUUCAGAUUAUGAUCGGCCUGAUCAUUCUGCUCUUUGGGAUCGCGAUGACAGUUUAUGCGGAUUCACGUGGAGUUUUCUCCGUCAUUUUCGUCUGGGGAGCUGCGUUUUACAUCAUCGCUGGAUCUCUGACUGUGGCUGCUGGGAAAUAUCUGACCCGCUCUCUGGUGAACGCUGCUCUGGUUCUCUGUGUGAUAGCAGCAGUUGCUUCCGCCACUGGGACCAUCCUCUACUCUCUGGAUGCCACAGGGGUGAUGUGGUAUUGCUACAACGGUUAUGACGGGCGAAAUGACUGCUACAGAUAUAAGACUCGGAUGCACGGCGUUUCGGGGGCCUUGGCUGUUUUCAAUUUACUGGAGCUCAUUGUCUCAAUCACCAUCGCAGGAUAUGCCUGCAGCGCUACUUGCAACUGCACCCAAGAGCCGCCGUCAGUUGUUUAUGUACCUGCAGCUUCCGUAGGAGCACGAGAUGCACCCAGCGCCCAGGAGGCAAUUGGCGAUGCGAUUGACUUCUGCUCACAGAUGCUGGAAAACUCUUCCGCCAUGCUGGACAACUCUUCCGCCAUGCUGGACAACUCUUUCGUCAUCUGAAGAAACCGACCGUCCUGCUCCGAAAUAACCUGACAACAUUAUGACCGACCAUCUCCCCAAAUCAACUUUUCAUGCACAUCUGAAAACCGUGUAUUAAAAUGUUUUCAAUGUUUUUUUUUGUAUGUUGCUUGCUUGCUACUCAGACAGAGACAGAGCGUUUCUAUGGAGACAUCCAUUAUGUCUUUGAGAUGAUGACACGCGAUGCUAAGAGUUAGAUACAUCACUCUGACCAGGCUAGGGAGGUUUUUGGGGACACCAUGCACUGACCACUUGUUGAUCUGUGUAACGAAACAGAAAUCUCCUCAAUAUAUUUGGCUCUUGUAAUAAAUACUUCUGCUCAAGA